Labrus bergylta (ballan wrasse) is the source of this 1311-nucleotide messenger RNA. The record is from RefSeq and is a predicted model, not a curated record. Lineage: Eukaryota; Metazoa; Chordata; Actinopteri; Labriformes; Labridae.
AUGUCAUCCUUUUAUUACCAGAUACACUUUGUGAAAAGCCAGCAAGAUAACAUCACUGCUAAGCUUCAUGCAGAGUACCUGGGCUUGGAGGAGGAGAUCACUGGCCUUGAAUUGGAGAAAUAUUUAACUGGUACUUCAGAUAAUCUUGUGGACAUAGAAGAGCUUCCAGAGGAGGUUUUGGAUUCAGAUUGCCCCUAUCCAGAACUACAAGACUCACUAAUCCAGACCUUCCAGUCCCUAGCAGAAAGGUACCACAGCAGGAUCCAGAACCUCAGAGAGCAACUGCAAACAACUCAUAGGUUCUUUGGCUGGUGUGCAGAUGAACACCAACGCUUCCAGUUCACUUUGUCUCUAUACACUCCUCCUGACGUACCAAACCACAGAACACUCUGCAUGGAUAUGCUCCAAAGAUUAUUCCCUCAGAAAACUAAACAGGAGCUGACUGAGCAUGAACGUGUGUUGGAUUGGCAGCGCUUCACCCAGGCACAGCUGAAGGUAGUGACCCAGCAAUGGCAGCGGGACCAUGAAGAGCUGCUGGCCAGAGCCCUGUUCACCCUGCAGGAGGCGAGACAUGCCCACCAGGAGGAGCUGGAGCUCCACAGAGACCGGCAGAGCCAGCAGGACAUCUGCUUGCAUCUUAGAAAGAAGCUGCAGCAGUGGCGGGCCCAGCAGGAAGAGGUGUCGAAGCUGGAGGCGGCCAUAGAUGCUAGACAAAAAGAGGAGGAAGAGGCGAGGUUAAAGAGAGAGCAGGAGAGGGAGACUGCCAUCAGAUCACAGCAGAAAGAAAAAGUCAGACUGUUUUAUUUAAAGCAGCAAAGGAGGCGGGAGCUGCUGGAGCAGAGGGACCAGGAGAGACUCGCUAAUCUGAGGAGAAUCAUGGUAGAACAGGCACGGCGCGAUAGAGAGAGGGUGCAGUUUCGGGCGGACAUGUUGCAGAGGCAAAAGGAGGAGAGAGAGGAGCGGGAGAUGGAGCGGCAGAGAGAAGAAGAAGAGAGACAGCACCGUCUUGAAGUUCUCAGAAACCAGGUUGGGGUGGUGGCAGAGGCAGACCCAGAGAGGAUGAUGGCGGAUACUGAGGCUUGGAGGAGUCACCACUUGAAUAUAAAGGAGUUUGAGCUCCAAAAACCUCUCUACAGUAUCAACACGUACACAGACACACAGAUUAUGUCUGAUCCACGAGUACGAGUUGAGCAGGCUCUGCGGGAGGCCGGUCUGCACAACACCCAGUAUGCCAAAGAGCUUCUGUCUGUUAUCAAGCCCCCUAAACCGCCUAGACCAGAUACAAAAUCCAUAAUUAAAUUCUGAUUGGGG